Aspergillus nidulans FGSC A4 is the source of this 1397-nucleotide messenger RNA. RefSeq names its product ribosome biogenesis protein NOP53. NCBI's taxonomy places the organism in Eukaryota, Fungi, Ascomycota, Eurotiomycetes, Eurotiales, Aspergillaceae. The record is from RefSeq and is a predicted model, not a curated record. The transcript has 3 exons. The coding region runs from base 42 to 1340 and encodes 432 amino acids. Gene Ontology annotation, cellular component: nucleoplasm; nucleolus. Gene Ontology annotation, biological process: ribosomal large subunit assembly.
UCUCGAUUUCGUACUGUGUCUCUUCUCCGGGUUUCAUCAAGAUGUCUACCCUAGUACAAGCACCUCAGCAAUACGGCCAGCCUUCAAGGAAAGGUAAAAAGGCUUGGAGGAAGAAUGUGGAUGUUUCCGAGGUUCAAGAAGGUCUCCGGCUGUUGAAGGAUGAAGAAAUCAAAGGAGGUGUCCUAGCAGAAAAACCAUCCGAGGAAUUAUUCGUUAUUGACAAGAAGGGCUCCUCGGAAAUCCGCGAUGCGUAUCGCAAGCAACACAAGAAGCCUCUGAAAUCAGACGAGAUCCUUGCGCAAAGAUCCGCGAUCAAUGCGGUUGACACGCGGAAACGUGCCAACUCCAAAGUGACGGACGGUGUCAUUGAACCCAAAACAAAGAAGCACAAGAGCGACUGGGUUAGUCGCAAGGAAUGGCAGCGCUUGAAGCAGGUGGCGAAGGACGGAAACCCGCUUGGGCGAUCCAGUGAGAGCGGCUUCUUCGAUCCCUGGGCAGAUGAGGCGGAUCCGACACCCUAUGACGAUCCUCAGUUCGAUUACCUGGAGAAGCCUAAGCAGAAAGUGGCCCCGGUUACUCUCAAGCAAGCUCCUAUCUCGCUCGCUGCCAACGGAAAGGCAGUUCCUUCCGUGCGCAAGCCGACCGCUGGCACAAGUUAUAAUCCUACUUUCGAAGAUUGGGAUGAGCUGCUGCAGGAACAAGGCCAAAAGGCUGUCGAAGAAGAGAAGAAGCGAUUAGAGGAAGAACGCAAAGAGCGAGAGCGGCAGCGUCUGAUCGCCGAGGCUAAGGACGAUGAUGGUGAGGCAAAGUCAGAUGAUGAAAGCGCAUGGGAAGGCUUUGAGAGCGAGUACGAGAAGCCGGAAUGGCUGAACAAGAAGCGCCCAGAAAGGAAGACGAAAGCGCAGAGAAACAAGAUCAAGCGACGGAAGGAAGCUGAAAGGCAAGCGAAGUGGGAGGCACAGCAGAAGAAGAAGGAGGAGCAACUUGCUCAAUAUAAGGCUAUUGCAGAGCGCGUCAAGCAACAGGAGCUGGAACGUCAGGAAAACGACAGUGACGCUGAUGACUCUUCUGAAGAAGGCGAUGACACUAAGCUUCGCCGCAAGCCUCUGGGGAAAUUAAAGGCCCCUGAAAAACCAACAGAGGUAGUACUACCGGACGAGCUGCAAGAUUCGUUGCGCCGGUUGAAGCCUGAAGGAAACCUCCUCGACGACCGAUUCCGGACGUUGAUCGUCCAGGGUAAACUCGAGGCGCGCAAACCCGUAACGCAACCACGAAAGGCCAAGAAAGAGGUGACAGAGAAAUGGAAAUACAAAGACUUCAAGGUGCCGGGUUUACCAUAACUUAAUUAGUUCCUACGCAGUACUCGAUUAGAUAUCAGCUUUACAGGCAUUCUGGGU